Molecule: messenger RNA, 4042 nt
Organism: Oncorhynchus tshawytscha (Chinook salmon)
Lineage: Eukaryota; Metazoa; Chordata; Actinopteri; Salmoniformes; Salmonidae
Gene: dpysl2b
Product: dihydropyrimidinase like 2b
Exons: 14
Coding region: 266-2002 (578 amino acids)
Cellular component (GO): cytosol; cytoplasm
Molecular function (GO): hydrolase activity, acting on carbon-nitrogen (but not peptide) bonds, in cyclic amides
Source: RefSeq, a predicted model, not a curated record
UCCGUCUGGCAAGGUUUGGCGCAUCAGCGGAGAACAGGAGAGAGAGAGAGGACGUGAUUUGGAGCUGCGGUUCUUUCCCUAGAUUCUGCGAGCGGUGGCCUCCCGCUUUAGGACGCACGACUCCUUUUGGAAUUGUACACUCUCUUUGCUGCUAACUUCCUUGCCUAUUCCACACCGGCCUUAUCCACCCGGCAAACCGCACUAUUCUGAACACCCAUUCCAUUGAUAGCGGUCCAUUAAGCGCAGCAAGAGCAGAACAGCGAAGAUGUCUGGGCAAGGCUAUCAGGGCAAGAAGAACAUUCCCCGCAUUACAAGUGACCGUCUCCUGAUCAAAGGGGCGAUAAUCGUGAACGAUGACCAGUCCUUCUGUGCUGACAUCUACAUGGAGGAUGGUCAUAUCAAACAAAUUGGCGAGAACUUGAUAGUGCCCGGUGGGGUGAAGACCAUCGAUGCCCACGGGCGCAUGUUGAUGCCAGGGGGCAUUGAUGUGCACACACGCUUCCAGAUGCCCGACCGGGGCAUGACCUCGGUGGACGACUUCUACCAGGGCACCCGCGCCGCUCUGGCAGGGGGCACUACCAUGAUCAUUGACCACGUGGUUCCGGAACCUGGGGUCAGUUUGCUGUCUGCCUUUGAGCAGUGGCGUGAGUGGGCGGACAGCAAGUCGUGCUGUGACUACUCUCUACAUGUGGACAUCACUGAGUGGCACAAGGGAGUCCAGGAGGAAAUGGAGGCCCUUGUCAAGGACCACGGUGUCAACUCUUUCCUUGUCUAUCUGGCUUAUAAGGGUGUUUUCCAGCUUGCUGACUCUCAGGUCUAUGAGGUGUUCAGUGUGAUCCGGGACCUGGGGGCCAUCGCUCAGGUCCAUGCUGAGAAUGGAGACAUUGUGGCUGAGGAGCAGCGUCGUAUCCUGGAGCAGGGCAUCACUGGACCUGAGGGACACGUCUUGAGCCGUCCUGAAGAGGUGGAGGCAGAGGCUGUUAAUCGUUCGGUGACAGUAGCCAAUCAGACCAACUGUCCCCUCUACGUCACUAAGGUGAUGAGCAAGAGUGCUGCUGAUGUCAUCGCUCAGGCCAGGAAGAAGGGCACGGUGGUGUACGGGGAGCCAAUCACUGCCAGCCUGGGCACAGAUGGCUCACACUAUUGGAGCAAGAACUGGGCCAAGGCCGCCGCCUUCAUCACGUCCCCGCCCCUCAGCCCAGACCCGACCACGCCCGACUAUCUCAGCUCCCUGCUCUCCUGUGGAGACCUUCAGGUGACUGGCAGUGCCCACUGCACCUUCAACACUGCCCAGCGCGCCGUGGGCAAAGACGACUUCACCCUCAUCCCCGAGGGUACCAACGGCACUGAGGAGAGAAUGUCCCUCAUCUGGGACAAGUGUGUGGUGACAGGCAAAAUGGAUGAGAACCAGUUUGUGGCGGUCACCAGCACCAACGCUGCUAAGAUCUUCAACCUGUACCCCCGUAAGGGCCGCAUCGCUGUGGGCUCUGACGCCGACCUGGUCCUCUGGGACCCAGACGUCACCAAGAUCAUCUCAGCCAAGAGCCACAACUCGAAUGUGGAGUACAACAUCUUUGAGGGUGUGGAGGUGCGUGGCGCCCCCCUGGUAGUGAUCAGCCAGGGUAAGAUCGUCCUGGAGGAGGGGAACCUCCACACCACCGAGGGGUGUGGCCGCUUCGUGGGCCGGAAGCCCUUCUCGGACUACGUCUACAAGAGGAUAAAGGCCCGCAGCAGGCUGGCUGAGCUAAGGGGUGUUCCCCGGGGGCUAUAUGACGGGCCUGUCUGUGAGGUGUCAGUCACACCCAAAACUAUGACUCCUGCCUCCUCUGCCAAGAACUCUCCAGCCAAGCAGGCAGUAGCCGGGGCCCAGCCUGUCCGCAACCUGCACCAGUCAGGGUUCAGCCUAUCUGGUGCUCAAGUUGAUGACAACCUUCCUCGGCGUAACACCCAGCGCAUUGUGGAGCCACCUGGUGGCAGGGCCAACAUCACCAGCCUGGGUUAACCCCUCCCAUUGGCCACCAGGGGAAAUGAGGGCUUGAGGAGAGGGGCAUCAGGGACUAGGGGACAUUCCACCAGGAGCCAAACCAAUUCUCCCCUCCUCAAUCUCUUUCCCCCGUCUGCCGCUCCGUACAUCUCUCCCCCACUCUCUCUCCCCCGACACCCCACUAUAAAGGAGACGCCUAUAAAAAAAUAUUUGCCUCAUUGGAAGAAAAAAAAGAGACGACAACAACAGCCCAUAUUUGAGCACUUUUGACUGUAUUAUUUAGUGUUCUCUACUGUACUUUCUUCCUGCCAUGUAUCAUUCAGUUUAUUUUUUGAUGUUCAUGUCAUAGUAGAGGGGUCAAGUGAGACUAGACUGAGCAGUUUUAACACAGCCAAAAGGUCAAGGCAGUGCAUGUCGCAUUUGCAUGGAGGAAGUCCAAUCUGUUUCCGUUCGUCUUUUUUCAUUUUCAAUAUAGGGUAAAUGAAGUACGGAGACACAUGGGUAACAUGUUCUACAUCAGAUAUCAGAUUAGUUGCGCUAACAUUAUGUAGUGAACAAACAUGGAAGAGAUAAGUCGCUUAUGCUUUCCUCAAUAUUGAUCUUUUCACUGGUUUGUGUUUGUUCUCUACUGUUUAUACAGCCUUGCCCUCCACUGUGCUCGUCCUCUCCCACACGGUUAAGAUCAGUACAGCACUGGCUACCAUCAACACAAUUUAUUGACUUGUCCUUUGUUAUUGUUUAAAGCUGGCAGUAUGCCAUCCUCGUCCUCCGGGUUACGGGAUGAGGCAUGAGAUUAGUAGUAAACUGAACCACUGUUGAAAACCUGAAAGGAGCUUCUCACUGGUGCUCAUCUCAUGUCAUCCCACCAGUAGCUUUGUUUAAAGGAAUAAAUGGACUGAAAAAAAACAUGGUCCAUAUUUGGAAGCUGCUGGUGAGCCAGGAAAGUCCAGUAGAUUAGAGGAGAAGGGGUUUUGGCAGGCUGUGAAUAGAGCGCUGUAUUUCUCCCAGGGAGAGGCCAUCAUGGAACUUAACGGCCCAUGAGAGGAGAUGUGACUCAAAUGUAGGAUGUUGGGAGGAGUGUAACCGGGUCGGCAGCGAAGGAAGGGAGAUUUGUCAGAAUACUAGGGAAUGCCCAAUUUUUCAUAGCCUCGUUCAACUCACCCUCUUUGCAAGAUGGUGCCACACUCGUACUCAGCUACGCUAUAGUACAGUAUGUGCCCAUAUACCUCGCCUGAAGGGGAUUGUGAUCUAUCACUGUAAUGGGAUCUUUGAGACUCAUACACCCUUUUAUUGACAGUGUUGCAGGCAGCAUCCCUCCCUCCUGUUCUACAAUGUCCCAGUACCAACCAGUGCAUUCAGAAGACUGAAUGUCUUUCUGCUCCCGGCCUCCUCUUUUUAAUUAAUGCACUCCUCUUUUCCUUUUAAUCUCUUUAUGUGCCUGAACCCACAGAAGUUGUACUGAUAUUUCGAUUUUCUAUUAUUCUUAUGAUGGUAAGAUAAAAAUGUAAAAUAGCUGAUGUUAACCGAUACAAAGGUGCCAGAUUUUGUUAUUUCGUAUUCCACGGAUAGUGCUCCUUUAAAAACAACUAUGCUUACUUAAUAUGUUCUAAUGUUUUAGUUUUUAACUGUUCUUAUAUUUGGUGUCAUUCUGUAAGUAGUGGCCUGAGGCUGAACACUAUUCAUCUGAGCUUGAAAGUAGACAUGGAGUAAUGUAUAUCUAACUAGUGUGCAGUGUUAAUGUGUAAGGGAUGGGACACACACUGGUCCCAGUGCACCACUCUUUGGGUCUCAGACCUGGAGUGCUGGUAAUGGCCCUUCGUUUUGCACGGUCUGGUUUUCAUUAAGGCAAAGCAGUCUGGCAGCUGUUUUUCUACCUUCACUCGCAUGUCAGCGAGAUCCUGGCCUAAAAGUCGCUGUUCUGCAGUGUUUCGCCUUUUCCUCUCCAUGACUCAACACAGAGCAACACACUCACACUGUGACAGACGCACUCACUCACACUCUGACAGACACACUCACUCACACUGUGACAGACGCACACACUCACACUGUGACAGACGC